GCUGGGACUGCAGCGCUGGGAGCCCAGAGAAAGCCGCCAAGCGAGGGGGCGGGGCUCUGGCGAGUUCCCCUUCCACCUUCCCCCACUCUUCUCUUCCAACCUCUGUUUGGCCCUAGUUGGAUUCCAGCCUUCGCUGCAGCUGCUCCCCAGCGAUUUGCAGGAACCAAACAACUGCAGCCGCUGUUCUCACGAUGGUGAUCCGUGUGUAUAUUGCAUCUUCCUCUGGCUCAACGGCGAUUAAGAAGAAACAGCAAGAUGUGCUUGGUUUCUUAGAAGCUAACAAAAUAGGAUUUGAAGAAAAAGAUAUUGCAGCCAAUGAAGAGAAUAGGAAGUGGAUGAGAGAAAAUGUGCCUGAAAACAGUCGUCCAGCCACUGGGUACCCACUGCCGCCUCAGAUUUUCAAUGAAAGCCAGUACCGUGGGGACUAUGAUGCUUUCUUUGAAGCCAGAGAGAAAAAUGCAGUGUACGCCUUCUUAGGCUUGGCAGCACCACCUGGUUCAAAGGAAGCAGAAGCCCAGGCAAAGCAGCAAGCAUGAACCUUAAACAAUCUGUCUUACGUAUCCUGAAAAAGGAGUCUUCAUUACUUUCAUAAACAAAAUUAUCUUGGCUUCAAAAGAUAUAGGUCCAAUGCUGAAAUAGUAGAUAAGUUGGCAUUUUCACGUGCAAUCAUUCAUAAUGAAUAUACCAUUAAAAUGUUAUUAUGAUGAGGACUGGUAGAUGAACAAAAUUUUUAAGUACACAUCAUGAAAUAAUAUUAUCUGCAAAGGCAUUUUGUGUAUUUUAAAGAGCAAACACCUGUCCACUAUUUUUUUUUGCAUUAUUAUUGCAGCUUAGCUUUAUCUGUAGCUAUAUGUUGAGGAAUUUAAAAAGGGGAGAAAGAAUUUGUCUCUUGUUGCCAAAUUGUCUCCUUAAUUUUAGUGAACAAGUUAUGUACCUUUUAGAUGUGGUAUUAUUCUGAUUAAAAAGUAGUUGCAGGUAAUGUUUAUGACAUGUCAAACAUUGUCAUUUCCCAUUCUUUUGUAGUUGACAUUUAUAUGUAUUGAACCCCAGGUUUUCCAGGCUUCUAAGUGUAUUGAUAGCUUUUCAUUGUACAUUUCAUUGAUUGAAACAGAGGAACACAGACACUCACAGAAACAAUAGAUUCAGUCAGUUGACAUGUUCUUUGCUUAACUACACAUCUGUGAUGGAAUCAUACUUCUAAGUUGCUUGCCCCACUGAAAUAUGUUUAAGUAUGUUAUAAAGAUAUAAAAUGGCAUCUUUUUGCAAAGACAUGAAACUUAAUUAACUAUAAUAUGUUGGCAUUAAUUAAUUAAUUGUCCAAGAUUGGUUUUCAUAGGGUCUUAUUUUUUUCUUUUUUGAGGUAACAUUGGUUUACAAUAUUGUGCAUAAUUUAGGGUUAUAAGUUCACACCUCUUUAGGUGUAUGUUACCACACCAUGCCCACCACCAAAGCAUCAAUAAUCUCUUACCAUAGGCCACUGGAUCCUCUUCCCACUUAUCUCCCUACCUCAACCUCUGCUUUUAGUAGCCUCAAUUCUGCAGUCAUGUUACUAGAAUUUUUUUUCAUUUGCUUUUGUUUUUUUCUCUGUCUAUUUCUCUAUAUUCCAAAUACAAGUGAAAUCACCUGGUAUUUGUUUUUCACCUUCUGUCUUAUUUUGUUUUGCAUAAUCCCCUCCAGUUCAUCAUACUGUUACAAAUGACAAGAUUUCAGUUUUUGUUUUUUAUAGCUGAGUGGUAUUCUGUUGUAUACUAUAUCUUCUUUAUCCACUCAUGUGUCAUUUAACACUUUGCUUAAAACAGUCUUAGUGUUUCUCCCAUUUUAAAACAACUUGUGAUCACAAAUGUCACUUUCCCUCAGAUAUUUGAACUUUUUGGUUAAGUCCAGCAUAUGUUGUCAGUCUACAUUAAGAUAAAAUAUUUUUUCUAUGCCUCUAUUCCAGUGCACAAGUAUCAGAUAAAAGGGACCAUUUUUAAAAUGUUAAUUUGAUGUCAUCUAAGAAGACAAGAAACAUUAUGAACUAAGUCACUUACCAAUAAGAUGCACAUAUUGUAUGUUAGUUCCACAUUAGUUCAUUACUAAGACUAAACACCUUUUACUUUAAAUUGCUUUAUUGUAUCAUUUGAUGUAUGCAAGUCUGUCCUCUGCCAAAAUCAACAUCUAGUGAAAACAUGACUGUGUUUAUUGAGAAUCCAAUUUGUGAUGCUUUAAAAUAAACUUUAAAAAUAAACGCUGCACUUU
Molecule: messenger RNA, 2238 nt
Organism: Talpa occidentalis (Iberian mole)
Lineage: Eukaryota; Metazoa; Chordata; Mammalia; Eulipotyphla; Talpidae
Gene: SH3BGRL
Product: SH3 domain binding glutamate rich protein like
Cellular component (GO): cytoplasm
Source: RefSeq, a predicted model, not a curated record